UCGCCUCGCACGCUGGCAGCUUCCACUAACUCCGUCAUGGCGGCUCGUGUCCUGCAGCAGUGCGUCCGCUCCUUCGCUCGGCCCUCGCUGAGGCUUUGCUCCAGUAACCUCGCAGUGAGAGCCGCUGCCGCCCCGGCGGCGGCCGUCCACCGACCUCUCUCCUUCGCCGCAGACAGCCGGAGGACGCGGUGGCUUGGCCAGAGCCGGAUGACCUCGGUGGGCGUGCUGUGCCGACAGUAUGGAGACCUGCCCCCCCUCACUAUAGAAUCCAUCAAAGAGCGAGUCAUGUAUGUACUCAAGCUCUACGACAAGAUCAGCCCAGAGAAGCUGCAGACAACCUCUCACUUCAUGAAAGAUUUGGGUUUGGACAGCUUGGACCAGGUGGAGAUCAUCAUGGCCAUGGAAGAUGAGUUUGGCUUUGAGAUCCCAGAUGCAGAAGCAGAGAAGUUGAUGACUCCUGAGGAGAUUGUACAGUACAUCGCAGACAAGAAAGAUGUUUAUGAGUAAUCUGCUCUAUAGCACACCACAGAGAUAGGGUCACCGCCACCCCCACCCCACCCCCAACAGGAAGUUCUUGUGAAGCAGAUGGGCGCCGAACAGUUUCCUACUUCAUCAGCUUUCGUGUCCAUUAUGGCGAUGUUGCCAUCAGCUGCCGUGUCUUGUGUUUGACUGUAUUUAAAUGAACAUUUUCAGGCCAGCUUGGAGAUAAACUUCAAUAUUAAACAAGGUUAUAUCACU
Messenger RNA from Archocentrus centrarchus (flier cichlid), 738 nucleotides. It is a transcript of the gene ndufab1b, whose product is annotated as NADH:ubiquinone oxidoreductase subunit AB1b. Gene Ontology annotation, biological process: fatty acid biosynthetic process. The transcript is spliced from 5 exons. The record is from RefSeq and is a predicted model, not a curated record. Gene Ontology annotation, molecular function: acyl binding; acyl carrier activity. Lineage: Eukaryota; Metazoa; Chordata; Actinopteri; Cichliformes; Cichlidae. The coding region runs from base 37 to 507 and encodes 156 amino acids. Gene Ontology annotation, cellular component: respiratory chain complex I; mitochondrion.